Messenger RNA from Hippoglossus stenolepis (Pacific halibut), 3821 nucleotides. It is a transcript of the gene fgf13b, whose product is annotated as fibroblast growth factor 13b. Gene Ontology annotation, cellular component: cytoplasm. Bases 888 to 1643 code for a protein of 251 amino acids. Gene Ontology annotation, biological process: regulation of cell migration; fibroblast growth factor receptor signaling pathway; positive regulation of gene expression. Gene Ontology annotation, molecular function: fibroblast growth factor receptor binding; growth factor activity. Lineage: Eukaryota; Metazoa; Chordata; Actinopteri; Pleuronectiformes; Pleuronectidae. The transcript is spliced from 5 exons. The record is from RefSeq and is a predicted model, not a curated record.
GUACAUAUCAUGCCACGUGGGGGUUCAGGGCUACAGGUGACCGACAAAGAUCCCCCCUUUCUUCAUCAUCACCCUCACCCCACUCCAUCCUCCUCACACACACGCACACACACACACACACACACACACACACACACACACACACACACACACAACCUCAACCCCACCACCCCUCCUUCGUCUUCCUCGGGGCGGGCAGGGCUGCAGCAGUUUUAUGAACGGCACGGCUGCAUCAUGAUCCCUUCUCCACUGGAGCAGCUCCGAGCAGUUUCAUUGACAAACAUCCCGGCUGCUGCAUUUCUGUCACGGACGUUGUCGAGGAGCGGAGCAUCGCCGGGGGGAGCGGUGCAGAGCAGCAGCAGCAGCAGCAGCAGCAGCAAGGAGGAAGAAGCAGCUGCAGUCUUCAUCAACAACAACCGCCGGUGUGAGUCGCACCAGCUCAUACACACUAAGCUGUUGAUUCGCCACUUUGGACCCGGACUGGACCCUCACGCACGCCCUCCUCCUCCUCCUCCUCUUCCUCCUCCUCUUCCUCCAGGCACCCUCUCGGGCACAGUCAGAAGAAGAAGCACCUGAGCUGGGAUCCACAGCCUCAGUCCCUCGGAGCCCUCGGGGGGUGUGAGGCGGCGUCGUUAACGCGCACUCACUGGAUCAUCACUGGAUUUGUUUCAACCACUUCCAUGACGCGCCAGGACGCACCGAUGGAGGAUUCUGGACGGUUUUUGAAACCACGGACAUCUGCGGGACUGCAGCGGCCGGUGUGUGAUGCGAACUGAGCCGUGGGUGGUGUAGACCCCCUCCCAGCACCACACACACCCCCACCGCCUUAUCAGCGAACUCUUCCUGCGAGCGGGACGCACAGCCUGGUUUCACUCCACCGGGGGAACAUGUCCCGGGCAGCGGCUAUCGCCAGCUCCCUGAUCCGCCAGAAGCGGCAGGCGAGGGAGCGGGAGAAGGCGAACGCAUGUCGCGGCAGCAGCAGCCCGAGCAACAGCAAGGGCGCAAAUGAGAAACCGAGCAAGCUGAACGUGUUCUCGCGUGUCAAACUGUUUGGAUCGAGGAAGAAACGGAAGCGAAGGCGACCACCAGAGCCCCAGUUAAAGGGCAUUGUGACCAGGCUUUCCAGUAGCCAGGGCUUCCAGCUGCAGAUGCAGCCCGAUGGCACCAUUGAUGGAACCAAGGAUGAGGACAGCACAUAUGCUGUGUUCAACCUGAUUCCAGUGGGGCUUCGUGUGGUGGCAAUCCAGGGCGUCCAGACCAAACUCUACUUGGCAAUGAACAACGAAGGCUUUCUCUACACCUCUGAACAUUUUACCCCGGAGUGUAAGUUCAAGGAGUCCGUGUUCGAGAACUACUACGUCACCUACUCCUCCAUGCUGUACCGGCAGCAGGCCUCGGGCCGGGCCUGGUACCUGGGACUCAACAAGGAGGGAGGAAUCAUGAAGGGGAACCACGUGAAGAAGAACAAGGCCGCCGCACACUUCAUACCGAAACCGCUCAAAGUGGCCAUGUACAGGGAGCCCUCCCUCCAUGACCUGACAGAACUCUCUCGGUCCGGCAGUGGCACGCCGACCAAGAGUCGAAGCGCUUCGGCCCUACUUAACGGCGGAGGGAAAUCACCGAGCAACAAUGACUUAUCCUAGCCCCACACCCCUCACACACACACACACACAUUAAUGCACACAGACACAUGCGCACACACAAAUCUCAGGCGGAGGGAAGACGCCCAGCAACAAUACCUUAUUCUAGCCCCCUUAUACCCCACACAGACACACACAUACACAUGAAUACACAUCCAAGCACACACACACACACACGUGCAGUCACACACAGAUCUCAGGCCGAUAUGCCCACACAUCAGGCUGGUGAGGGUCAGGAGACGAGGAAAAUGGAGGAGGACAGGAAGGUGUUCUUCCACUUUCACGGAGCCCACUGUGACUGACUGUGAUGUAAAUAAAUCAAGGACAAUCAAGCCGUCUGACUCUGCUGCUCUGGUCUGCAGACGGACAGGACCUGUGAAUCUGUUCCCUUGACGACUCCUCCCGCCGGUGUGCGGCACCCAGACAGAACGAGGGAGGGAGAGGAGGAGGGAUGGAGAGACUCAGUCAGUCAGUCACACAGUCCUAUAAACAGACUGUUACAGAGAACCAAAGAGUCCAAGUAUUAGCUAACAAAGUUAUCGCUACAAAAAUAAGGCAAGUGACAAGAAAGAGCCACAAAGGGGAGGAGGAAGGUCUUUAUCUACUCUACCGUACGCUAUGUUUACACAGAGUUCAUGGGGUUAAGUCAUAUUUUUAAAAAUGGCAAUCGUAUUCCUCGUACACUUACAAGGACUGAUCAUUUGUUUGCAUGCAGGUGCGCCUGUGUGUGCGUGUGUGUGUGUGUGUGUGUGUGAGUGGUCAGGGUUAGCGUGCCAUGCUCUGCUCUUGCAGUGGGUGUGCGUUUGUGUGUGUGUGUGUGGGCAAUUGAGAGUGUGUGUGUGUGUGCACGCAUGUGUCUGGGGGGGUGGGAUUUUACCUUUUUAAGAUCUGUUGUAUAUCAGACAAAACUCCUGAGGGCUUUAGCAGGUUAAAAUAAGGUUUUACUGUAUAUGCUUCCAUGCUUACUUCUUACAAGCAAUGCUGUUGUUUAUCUUUCCGUUCGUUGUCGUUGUCCCUUGCUGUUUGUUUGUUUGUUUGUUUGUUGUUGCAUGGAAGCUUGUUGACCUCUGCUCAGUAGCAGCAUGCUGAAGGUCCUUUUUUUUCUGGUCUUACGUGUUCCUGACCAAGAGAGAACACUAGUGAGCCAAUAGUGUCAUACCACAACACUAGUGAACCAAUGUGAGGGUGUUAGAACACUACUGGACCAAUAGUAUUGCACCAGAACAUGAUUGGACAAAUGGUGUUGGAACAGAACUUUGGUGAACCAAUAGGAGCACAGACUUACGUAAUAUUUUGGUUCCUGCUUCGGACAAACUAGAAAUGCACUAAAUAAACUAUUUCUAAAGAAGUGAAGCCACUGUCUCUUCUUAUUCUGUUUAUGUUUUUAUCUCUUUUUAUUCACAGGUUAUCUUUUCCUGAUUCCUAGUUUGUAUUCACAAUAUCUCAAGAACGCCUCGGGGGGGAUUUUUUCAAAUUUGGGGCAAACAUUCAGUUUGAUUCAGAAAUGAACUGAUCAGAUUUUGGUUGUAGAAGGUCAAAGAGACAGUGACACCAUGUUCUUGGGAAUGUUAUAUAUCAAGAACACCCAUAGGAAAUUUGAUUUCUUGGAGCACAAGCAUUCGUUUGGACUCAACUGAAUCUGAGGGUCAAAGGUCACGGCGACCUCACAAAGCUUAUAUUUGGCCUCUUGAACUUGAUUUCUCAAAUCUGCCUUACGUCAAAUUCUGACCAGCUGUCACUUGGACUCAAAGAUGAACUGAUUAGAUUUCAUUGGUCAAAGGUCAUGGUGACCUCAUAUGAGUCUGGGGAGCAAAUGUAUGUAGCCUGAAGGUUGGUGCAGCAUUUAACUAGUUUAAUCUUGUUAUGUUGGUGUCUAUAAAAGUAUUAUAAAGAGGGUUACAUCAUCCAAAUGACAAGAAACACAAGUUAAUACUCAUCGUAUGCAGGGACCAUUGUUUCAAGAACAGGUGGAUUGGAAAUUGAGUCCCAUUGAAAAUGCGUUUACUCCUGUGUUUUAUCUCUUUGCCAAUGUAUCAUUAUGCAUAUGUGAAAUCUAUAGUAUUUAUCUCCUUUUUUACAUUAUUAUUUAUAAUCCAACGAAGUAUGAGAAUGUAUUUACACUAUACAAAGCCAGUGUGCAAUGCAUGAUUUGAAAAAAUAAAUAAUUCCCUGUUAAAACUA